CUGGAAAUGGACCCCAACUGCUCCUGCGCCACUGGAGCCUCCUGCUCCUGUGCCAGCUCCUGCAAGUGCAAAGAGUGCAAAUGCACCUCGUGCAAGAAGAGCUGCUGCUCCUGCUGCCCCAUGGGCUGUGCCAAGUGUGCCCAGGGCUGCAUCUGCAAAGGGGAUGUGAAGUGCAGCUGCUGUGCCUGAUGUGGGGACAGCUCUGCUCCCAGAUGUAAAUAGAGCAACCUGUACAAACCUGGAUUUUUUUUUUUAUACAACCCUGAGCCAUUUGCUACAUUCGUUUUUCUAUUAAAUAUGUAAAUGAUAAUAAAACAGUUUUGACUUGA
Messenger RNA from Macaca mulatta (Rhesus monkey), 329 nucleotides. It is a transcript of the gene MT1L, whose product is annotated as metallothionein 1L. Gene Ontology annotation, biological process: cellular response to copper ion; cellular response to cadmium ion; intracellular zinc ion homeostasis. Gene Ontology annotation, molecular function: metal ion binding. Gene Ontology annotation, cellular component: cytoplasm; nucleus. NCBI's taxonomy places the organism in Eukaryota, Metazoa, Chordata, Mammalia, Primates, Cercopithecidae. The record is from RefSeq and is marked validated.